Molecule: messenger RNA, 543 nt
Organism: Symbiodinium natans
Lineage: Eukaryota; Dinophyceae; Suessiales; Symbiodiniaceae
Source: the annotation of a GenBank genome assembly
AUGGAAGACAGCUGGAGGGCACGAUGGCCCAUGCGCCUGCGUGCCUUGUGGUCGGUCAUUCGGCCGCCACUUUUGAGAUACCGGGAAAUUGCUCCGGCAGCAGGACUGCUUUAUGCGAUUUGGCAGCGGCGGCAGUGGCAAAGGCAGACGGAGAUGGCGGCAGAGGCCGUCAGAGAAGGCCGCUUCAUGGAGCAGUGCUCGUUGCUGCUCGUGAACGUGGAAGGCCUCGCUAAAGGUGCGAACCUUUCUGGCACCGUGUCUAUCCAGACGCUGUGCACGCGGACGUUGAGAUCGCUGAUGUUCGAUAAUGAGAAGAUGGUGGAGUUGGUUAGCGACGCGGCUGAGCGAGCGACGCACUCGUCGCCGCUGUUGGAGUUGGGUGGCGACGGCUGGCUGGUCAUGGCCAACAUUAACGCUCAUCUGAUGGAGUUACUUGGUAGCAGCGGCCACGCCGCCGCGGCGUGCGGCUUCAAAGUGCGAGUGGUCGAGUUCCUGUAUGGGCUGGUGAACGACCGGACCACCACCUCGAGACAGCAGCUGCGG